Fonsecaea multimorphosa CBS 102226 is the source of this 2052-nucleotide messenger RNA. RefSeq lists its product as uncharacterized. The record is from RefSeq and is a predicted model, not a curated record. NCBI's taxonomy places the organism in Eukaryota, Fungi, Ascomycota, Eurotiomycetes, Chaetothyriales, Herpotrichiellaceae. Gene Ontology annotation, molecular function: nucleic acid binding; RNA helicase activity; ATP binding. Gene Ontology annotation, cellular component: 90S preribosome. The transcript has a single exon. The coding region runs from base 1 to 2052 and encodes 683 amino acids. Gene Ontology annotation, biological process: maturation of SSU-rRNA.
AUGGAUGCUCUUAAACUGCUAUCCCGCUCGACCGGCCUGAAAUCAAAAAUUUCAAGACCGUCGCCACAAAAUAUCCCUUCUGCAUCAGGCCAAACGCCCAGUCAAGAUGUAUCAGAAUCUAACACGAGUCGAAAACGAAAGAGAGAGCUGGAUGAACCAGACCGUGACGGUGCUCAAGCGACUAGGUCUGGCCAGCUGUCCGAGCAGGAAAUCCGUCAACUUCACAAGAAGCACAAGAUCAAGAUUGUGGACUUGAACCGGUUUCGAUCCCUGGGAAAGUCGUCAGGGUCGAGAAAGACGCAGAAGGAACAAUCGCGCCUAUUUCCUCAGCCGCUCACAUCCUUCGUUCAAUUGCGUGCGCACUACGAAAUCAACGCUAUUCUGGCACGGAAUAUAUCUGAUCAGGCAUAUUUUGAGCCGACCGAAGUUCAAAUCGCAACCUUGCCAUUGCUACUGAAGGACUUGGAUGAAAAGCAACAGCUCGAGCCCAAUCUCUUGACCAUCGCACCGACAGGUAGCGGCAAAACUCUCGCUUUCCUUAUUCCACUGAUCGAAAAGAUUUCGAGGGCGCAUCGACACUCUGGACCCACUGUUGACAGACACGUUCGCGCCAUCAUUCUAGCUCCCACAAAAGAGCUGGUCUUCCAGAUAGUCAACGAGGGAAGGAAGCUGAGAGCGAGAACGGGCGUGACUAUCACAGCGGUAAAGAAAGGAAUGAGACUUUUCGAAGGACUAGCACCGUCGGAUGAGGAGGAAUCUGAAGAAGACGCAGAAGAGGAUGGAAAUGGCGGCGAAGACGUGUCUUCUAAAAGUUCCGCUCUUGUCAAAGCUGACAUUUUGGUCUCGACGCCGCUCAGCCUGGUGCAUCUCCUUUGUCCGUCUUGGGAAGAAGACGAAGACCCGGCUCUGCGACCGUUACCCGACGUUGAAAGCCUGAUAUUUGACGAGGCAGAUGUCCUCCUUGAUCCGCUCUUCCGAUCUCAGACGCUUGCUGUUUGGUCCGCCUGCACGUCGCCUUCCUUGAGAGCGAGCAUGUGGUCAGCGACUAUCGGAUCAAAUAUCGAGGAGCUUGCGGUGCAGACCAUUUCAGACCGCGAAAGAAAACUCAAAAUCUCUCGGAGUCAAGGCCCAUUACUCAUCCGGACCAUUAUUGGUUUGAAAGACACGAGCUUACCGACAAUCUCGCAUAGACUGGUGUACACUGCAGCAGAGUCCGGAAAGCUUCUCGGUAUGCGGCAGUUACUUCACCCGUCGCGGUCAAUGUCCAUGUCCAAACGUCAGGAAAAUGACGUGGCGCCACUCCGGCCGCCAUUUCUUGUCUUCACACAGACGGUAGACCGUGCCCAAGCAUUGUACAACGAACUCCAGUACGACAUUCCCGCCCAAGCUGGUGGCUCAUCCCGAGUGGCGGUUCUUCAUGCUUCCCUAUCGCAGCGUGCGCGGUCAUCUAUCAUGCAGGAUUUCCGACAGGGAAAAAUAUGGGUCCUGAUCACGACGGACCUUCUGUCGCGUGGCGUCGAUUUCCGAGGAGUAAAUGUGGUUGUGAACUAUGAUAUACCGACCACUGUUGCUGGCUAUGUCCAUCGCGCGGGAAGGACUGGGAGAGGAGGGAGAGAAGGUGGUGUCUGUGUCAGCUUCUACACCAAAGAGGAUAUUCAAUAUGUCAAAGGCAUAGCGAACGUGAUCGCUGCCAGUCAAAAGACGCAAAGAAACCCGGACGGUUCCACCAAAGACUCUCGUGUCACGGAAAGCAAUGAAUUAGGUUCAUCCGUUACGUCUGAGAUCCAGCCGUGGUUACUCCACGCUCUUCCUAGUGUCUCCAAAUCAGCAAGGAAGGACCUCAAAUUACAUGGUGUGAAGGCUCGUCGAGCUAUACAUGCCGACGAUGACGAGGAAACCAAACGGAUGAAGCGGAAGGCAAGGAUUGGGACGCAGAGUGGUUACGAGAGAAGGGAAACGAACCGCAAGCGCGGCGCUCUCGAAGGGAGUCUACGAGCAAAACGGAAGGCGCAACAACAACAAGAAAAUGCGGAGUGGGAAGGCUUUGAGUGA